Messenger RNA from Striga hermonthica, 1065 nucleotides. Lineage: Eukaryota; Viridiplantae; Streptophyta; Magnoliopsida; Lamiales; Orobanchaceae. The record is from the annotation of a GenBank genome assembly.
AUGAAGGUGACAACAGGGACGAACAACAGCAGCAGCAGCAACGAAAGCUGGGGAAUGGUUGCCCACGCCGCUGAGUCCCUUUCCCCGACCGACCUCCGUUUGUUCCUCCGGUUGUUUUUCCGGUCAGGACUCGCCGCAAGAGCCGACCUUGCUCUGGUUUUCCCGCCCGGAGCCGCCUCCCGGUUCAACCGGUUGAUCGUCCGGGAGCACGACUCGUUCGGCGAGCUCCUGAAUCGGUACCGGUCGGACGGCAAUCUCACUUCCCUCCCGGCCGGUUUCGACCCGACCCAUUUCUCGAAACCCGGUAAGAAGGGGACAGAAAGUGGAGAGCCAAUUUGGGGGAGGAGGAAUCGAGGCAAUUCCAGCGAGUCGGACGGGUUGAGUUACGGCUCGGUGGUGGGCUUCGACGCCGACGAGCUCGACCCGGAGAACGCGCUAUCCGGGUUUCUCGACCACGUCCCGAUGGGCCUGCGGCGGUGGGCUUGCUACCUGAUGCUGUUGGGUCGGGUCAGGAGGAAUUUCAAGCAUGUGAUGCUGGUUGACAUAAAGGACGUGUUGCUACUCGGUGACCCGAUCGGCCGAGUCAGGAAUCAUAGCCCCGAGUCGGUUUUCAUUAGAGGGCUUGCUGCCCAAUCGAGUUCGGGUAAGCACGGAAGGAGGAACUCGGAGAAGAGCGAAUCGACUCGGAAGAACUCGGUCGACCCGGGAGUUGUGAUGGGCGGGUUGAGAGGUGUUCGUAGGUUUUCAAACGCAAUGUUGACGGAUAUCGUGAGAUUUUCCAUACAACAUAGAAAGAAGAAGAACUCAGUAACCGAGUCGGGUAUUUUCAACCAUCUCGUUGGAAAUGAACACGUGCUCAAGGACGUGAAUUUGAUCGUGUCAGCCGAGUCAUUGCCCGAGGUGAGUGCACUCGCUGGGUCGGGUACGAAACCGGGUUCUCAUUUGUUCUCGAAGAAUUGUGGCAUGAUUAGGAGAGGCAAUAGCAAUUUGGAUUUGAUCAAUUCUAUGGUUAUGAAGCAUAUAUGUUCAUUUCCCAUUGAUUCUACAGUUUAUAGUGAUUGUUGA